AUGCUUUUGAAAUCGAAUCAUAUCUUUUCAACAGUUGAGAUUGGUGAAUGGGGGAAUUUUUGUUGUCAUUUAACCUUGAAACGACUUCGACCAGCUGGUUCAACUGUUAGAAAAAUACCCUAUCCAAUGCCAGGUUGGUUUCUCACGCGUAUGUUCAACUUGGUGGCAUGUCCUAACUACACCUAUGAAGUCCUGUCAUGGAUUGGUUUUACAAUAAUGACACAAACUCUACCGGCUAAGGCACAUAUCACAUCAAAUAUCUUCGAGCGGUCGAUCUUUUCAACAGUUGAGAUUGGUGAAUGGGGGAAUUUUUGUUGUCAUUUAACCUUGAAACGACUUCGACCAGCUGGUUCAACUGUUAGAAAAAUACCCUAUCCAAUGCCAGGUUGGUUUCUCACGCGUAUGUUCAACUUGGUGGCAUGUCCUAACUACACCUAUGAAGUCCUGUCAUGGAUUGGUUUUACAAUAAUGACACAAACUCUACCGGAAAGAAACGUUGACGUGGCAUCACUAGAACAAGAGGAAGAUCGGUUAUCUAAACUUGUUAUACACGACGAUAACUAGCUGGUAACCCGGUCAACUCAAGUCUCUCGAAAAAUACCCGUUUCUUCAUACGUAAAAACACAGAUUUUCUCGUAUGGUAACAUUGGUGUUUGAAUCUCGACUGGAAGACGGAGUUCAUGUCCGAACAAUAGCAGGGCUGGGGAAAAACCCGUAGAUGAAUGCAUGGAAGAGCGGUAUGCUAGCAAACACUGGGGCAGGACAUCAUCCCAG
This is a messenger RNA of Trichobilharzia regenti, 774 nucleotides long. The record is from the annotation of a GenBank genome assembly. Lineage: Eukaryota; Metazoa; Platyhelminthes; Trematoda; Strigeidida; Schistosomatidae.